UAAGUUCCUUUUGUGCUUGCUGAAUCAGUCACACUAACAGUUACCGAAAACAGUAAAUAAGAUGCGACUGGUCGUAUUAGCGAUGCUCCUGGUAAUGGCGGUUGUGGAGGGGCAAGCCAAUGACGUCUGCAGCCUCCCGCCGGAAACGGGCCUUUGCAAAGCGAACUUCCCAAGUUUCUACUUCAACCCGAGUGCAAGGGACUGCGAGGAAUUCACCUACGGAGGUUGCGGGGGAAACGCCAAUAGAUUCGCGACCAUUGAGGAAUGCCGGAGUGCGUGCAUGUGACCUCGGGUUAGCUUGCUUGUCAUCCAUUCAUUGGUUGGCAACAACAGGAGGGAAUGAGAGAAUACGGAGAACUUUCUGUUGUAAGGGAGAUUGAAAUAAAUAUAAGGAUAAUA
Messenger RNA from Penaeus chinensis, 399 nucleotides. RefSeq names its product kunitz-type serine protease inhibitor 2-like. The record is from RefSeq and is a predicted model, not a curated record. Bases 62 to 286 code for a protein of 74 amino acids. The transcript is spliced from 4 exons. Gene Ontology annotation, molecular function: serine-type endopeptidase inhibitor activity. NCBI's taxonomy places the organism in Eukaryota, Metazoa, Arthropoda, Malacostraca, Decapoda, Penaeidae.